AUGGCCCAGAACAAGCUUAUCUGUGUCAUAGGAGCCACGGGAAACCAAGGCGGGUCAGUCGCCCGUCGAUUUCACAAGGCGGGUUUCCGUACCCGCGAUGCAUCGUCCCCCGCAGCACAGAAGCUUGUGACUGAGGGCAUUGAAGUUACGAAGACAGACCUGGACGGCUUGGAGAGCCUCAAGCUCGCUCUCAAGAAUGCCAAUGUCAUCUUCAGUGUGACAAACUACUGGGAGCCGUUCUUUCGCCCGGACUGCCGUCAGGACGCCCGUGGGUUGGGCAUCUCACCCGCCCAGUUUGCCUACGAUGUCGAAUAUCGACAAGGGAAGAAUAUUGCAGACGCAGCAGCAGCGACCUGUGAUUCCCUUGACUCCAAUAGUUUCCUAGUGUCCACGCUCAGCCAUGCUGCUAAAUCCAGCCAGGAAAAAUUCAAAGAAUUGUACCAUUUCGACUCUAAGGCGGAUAUCUUCCCCUUCUACGUGAGAGACAAAUACCCUGACCUUGCGGCCAAGAUGUCUUGCAUACAGACCGGGUACUUCUAUACAAGUUUCAACAUCUUACCUGACUCUUAUUUUGGCAAGGCAAGUAAUGCUUCCACAAUUAAAACAGUUUGA
This is a messenger RNA of Penicillium daleae, 612 nucleotides long. RefSeq names its product NmrA-like family domain-containing protein 1. The transcript is spliced from 2 exons. NCBI's taxonomy places the organism in Eukaryota, Fungi, Ascomycota, Eurotiomycetes, Eurotiales, Aspergillaceae. The record is from RefSeq and is a predicted model, not a curated record. Bases 1 to 612 code for a protein of 203 amino acids.